Messenger RNA from Phasianus colchicus (ring-necked pheasant), 1014 nucleotides. NCBI's taxonomy places the organism in Eukaryota, Metazoa, Chordata, Aves, Galliformes, Phasianidae. The record is from RefSeq and is a predicted model, not a curated record.
CCAACGUGACUCUGUUUACCGCAGUUAUUUAUAGGGCCGUGCUGGGUGCGGGGAUGAAGCAGGAGCCCUAUUUAUAACCCCAACCCAACUCGGGGCUGCAGCACCGACCCCAUGGCCCGGGAAACCUUCGCCUUCUCCUCGUCUGCCCUCCGCUCCCUGCAGGCUCAGCGGGAGCUGCUGGAGCGGGAGGAGCGACGGAGGGCUUUGGCCAGGGAAUGGGCAGCAAGGAGACUGCAGCCCCCCGAGCCCAGACCCCCCCGCAGCUCCAUCCGGAGGCCGCGGUGCUGCCGGGAUCCGGCGGUGCACAACGCUCUGUACGCGGGGGAUCUGCAACGAGUCAAAGGCAUCUUCAGGGAUGAGAGCACAGCCAAUCUGGUGCUGGAGACGGUCAGCGAGGAGCUGGUGUGGUCACCUGAGCAGGGUCAUGACUUGGGGACACGGGAACCUAGCAUGGGCCUGACAUGGGGACAUGACACUGAUGUGACAUGGGGCUGGUGUGACACGGAGACACAGGGCUGCUGUGGCUCAGGGACGUGGCACCGCUGUGACCCGCUGUGUCCCCAGAUGCUGAAGUUCUGCUGCACGCACCCCCCGGCUCUGGAGCUGCUUCUCAACGCCUACGAUCGCAUCCCCCCCCCCGACACGUGGCUGGAGGCCGUUCCGCCGGAGCUGUGGGAGGAGCACCACGAGUUCUACACGUCGGCCGUGCGCAUGGCGGGGCAGCCCCGGCGCCUGCAGCACUUGGCACGCUGCGCCCUGCGGCGAUACCUGGGCACCCGCUGUCACACCGCCGUCCCCGCGCUGUCGCUGCCGCCCGCGCUGCGCCGUUACCUGCAGCUGCCGCUGGAGGGAAUCAUUUCCUGAGGUCCGGCCGUGGCGCGGGGAGGGGCGGCGGGCCGAUGUCAAUUCCCCCCCGGUUGGCGUCUCAGCCCGCACUGUUCCCUCCGUGCGGCCAUGGGAAUAAAGGAGGUGUGGAGGCGGCUGUUAGGGUUCUUCCCUGCGGGAUAUGGGGAG